Messenger RNA from Brenthis ino (lesser marbled fritillary), 843 nucleotides. The record is from the annotation of a GenBank genome assembly. Lineage: Eukaryota; Metazoa; Arthropoda; Insecta; Lepidoptera; Nymphalidae.
AUGACAAGGUAUAUAGGUUCUAACGACACGUUUGGCUCACGUCGUCGAGGCCAUGGCGGGAGACGACGCAGCAAAACUCGCACAACCAUAUCUUCAGAGUAUCAGAACUCGUCUUCAACAGAAGUGCCUAUAGCGCGACGCGCUGAUCUCUCACAAUCUCAACAAGGAAAAAAGAAGAAACAAAAAAAGAAGGACAAGAACAAAGAUAUGUAUGAUCCGCCUUUAAAGGAGUACGAGCCAUCUUUUGUGGAAAUGCCUAAAGAUCUAUAUCAGGCACAUUUGCGUCCUGGAGUUAUUUUUCGCAUACAUAUGUCUGAAGCUAUCCUCAAAAUGCAAUAUCGGAAUUACGGAGAAGACAAAGACGAGUCGGUGAUAGAGGCGGACGUCGAAUAUUUGCGGUUAACACGAAAAGUGAUCAAUGAUGAGAUCACCAAGUUUGAAGAUUUGAGAUGGCUUGUUGGAUGGUUCAGCAACCGUUCGGAGCUUAUACAGGAACAUAUGUGCAACACUAGAUAUUAUGCUGUUGGUAUCCCACCAACAAUGUUCACUCAUUCCGAAGAAUACAUGAAACGUAUGUGUCUAUUUGACAAUGUCUACAUCGACCACAUUCCAUAUGUGGUGGGAGAAGAUGGAUCUCUAAUGGCUGCUGUAGCUCCUCCGGUCCUUCAUUGUGAUGCUGCGACCUGUACAUCUGUACCAUUUAUUGAUAGUAUAAUGUUCGACGAACGUCUAUCUCGCACCAACGUGCGUACCGUGACACGAUGCCAGGCGAGCUGUCGCGCUCACUGCCGCAACGAUCCAGACUGUUUGAAACGUUGCUCUGAUCGAUGCUUGAGAUCUGAU